AUGUAUUCUAUACACGAAAUCUUCACCCACUCGAAAGGCAUAAAGGUAAGUAGAAAUCAUGAACAACGGGAUAUUGCUCUCCCUGUCUUCCUACUUGAAGGUUCGAUAAAAAAAGAAAAGAUGAGCAAAAACUACGCACUAACGUUAAUCUGUGUGUUGAGCAUAGGGGUCGUGUGCGAUGGAACUGUUUCAACUCGAGUCGCCAGGACACUUCCGCUUGAUCCCUCGAGAUGGUCGGCGAUAUUUCGAUCGUUAUGGUCUGGUGGAAGAUUUUGGGAAUGGCCGAGGAAUAGCGUGGAUGCUUUUCUGAGACUGGUAGCUUCUCCGGAUACUAGGAAGAAAAUGGUAUUCGAAUUCAGGCCGGAAGAUGGACCUCGUGCUUCAUUUGAUUAUCAGAGACGUUACGGUUACCGGGGAGAGCGGUUGAUUGAAUUGCUUGGUUCUGGUUUUCAUCUGGAUAACGUGCCUUAUCAACAACCUGUGCCUGCUUCCAUAUUGGUACCACCACCUCUUCUUUGAUUAUCGUGUAUUAUAUCAACUCAUACGAACUUGUGUGAUCGAAGAGUAUGGAAGUGGUAGAGAACAGAAAAAGAACAGAAAAGGAUUUUAAAAUAUGAUGGAAUGUGUUUUCGAGUUGAAGUGAAAAAUAAAAAUUAAGUAGCUCAGUUUCUAAUGUCUAAGUCUAUGUGAAACUUGGUAUCACUGUGUUUAUACGACUUUUGCUAGUAGAGAGUUGCGGAAUAGAAGUUGGUAGAGUGCUUGCAAUGACAUUGUAUUUCGAAUAUACUGACUUUCGUUUAUACGAAUAUACUUGGUUUCGUUUUGAAACUUUAAUUAUUUAAAUAGUUUCGACGUUCGAGGGUUCUUUACAUGUGUAAAUAUAACUGUAGUCUAAAAAGGGAUCUCCUACAAUUAAAUUGAUGUUUAUAUAAAUCUGGAAAAUGUUAAGUAAACUAUUUAGAAUUGAAGAUCAGAGAGAAAAAAUGUGAUACUUUUAUUUCUUAAGAAAACAAUUUUAAAAUUCAAUAUUCUUUAAUUAUUUAAUACGCAUGAUUGUGACAUAUGAGACUAUCACUUUAUACAAGUCUCUCUAUAAUAAAGAGACAUCCAAAAUUUAGUUGAGUGCCAAUAUUUGCGGAUAAAUGAUCGCAUAGAUCUCAUUUCUUAAUCCAUUUUUUUUUUGUGCGAUAGUUCCGAUCUUCAAUCGCUAUUUGAAGUAUAUGUUUGUAAAAGAUUUCAAAACAAUUAUGUAAUAAUUGUUAUCUGUUGUUAUUUGGAAUGUUGUCGUGAAUAAGCAAUCCUAAGUGAGUAUAAAGUAAGUUUCAAUGUCUUAUGAGACAAAUGAGUAUAAAGUGCGAUACU
Frieseomelitta varia is the source of this 1362-nucleotide messenger RNA. RefSeq lists its product as uncharacterized. NCBI's taxonomy places the organism in Eukaryota, Metazoa, Arthropoda, Insecta, Hymenoptera, Apidae. Bases 1 to 519 code for a protein of 172 amino acids. The record is from RefSeq and is a predicted model, not a curated record. The transcript is spliced from 2 exons.